CGCGCUGAUAUAAAACAACGUACGCGCUUCCAGCCGCCAUCCGCGAUAUGCUCAGAUUCGUGCCGUUCAUUUGUUUUGUUCAGUUGUUAGCUGUUUAAAAAUAAUCUGAAUGAGUUUUGGAAUCUAUUAUUGAGCGCUAAUAAUAUUUUCUACUAACUAGCUCGUACCUGAAAGAGAAAAUGCCGAACGCAGGAAAUAGGAAAAUAGAAGAUAAUCCAAAAAUAUUAUCUGGACCAGUAUUGCAAAAUUCUCCAAAUGCUGUUCUUUCGAAGACCCUCCUUGGCCGCUACAAUGACUUGCCUAUCCCGCCUGACUGCUACCUCGCCACAUACAUCUGGAUUGACGGAACUGGGGAGCACCUAAGAUGCAAGGACCGAACCCUGAAGUUUAUAGCGAAGUCGCCUAAAGAUUUGCCCGUAUGGAAUUUUGACGGUAGUUCUACCGGACAAGCCAAGGGAAGAAAUUCCGACACGUGGCUAGUUCCCCGAGCCAUCUACAAGGACCCGUUCCGCCGGGGACACCACAUCCUGGUCAUGUGCGACACAUAUCAGUACGAUAUGAAGCCGACCGCAACAAAUCAUCGUCAGAAAUGUCAAGAUGCUUAUGACAGAUGCAAAGACGAGGAACCCUGGUUCGGCAUUGAGCAGGAGUACAUACUUCUGGACGCAGAUCUGCGACCGUUCGGAUGGCCACCAGGCGGCUUCCCUCCUCCACAGGGACCGUAUUACUGCGGUGUCGGCGCAAACAAGGUGUUCGCUAGGGAUCUCGUUGAAGCUCACUACAGAUGUUGUCUUUGUGCUGGCGUGCCAAUCGCUGGCACAAAUGCUGAGGCUAUGCCUUCUCAGUGGGAGUUCCAAAUCGGACCUUCAGUUGGAGUAAGCGUAGCUGAUGACCUAUGGAUCGCUCGCUACAUUUUGCAUAGACUCGCCGAGGAGUACGGAGUCAUCGUAACCUUCGAUCCUAAGCCAGUCCAGGGCUGGAAUGGAUCUGGAGCUCACACUAACUUCUCAACGAAGAAGAUGAGGGAAGAAAAUGGCAUUGUUGAAAUCGAGAAAGCCAUAGAAAAGUUGUCCAAGGUCCACAAGGAGCAUAUCAAGGUGUACGACCCUCGUGGAGGCAAGGACAACGAGCGGAGACUCACGGGGCAACACGAGACUGCCAGUAUCAAUGACUUUAGCGCAGGCGUUGCAGACCGUAGCAGCAGUAUCAGGAUCCCGCGCACCGUGGCGGAGGAGAAGAAGGGCUACCUGGAGGAUCGCCGGCCCGCCUCCAACUGCGACCCCUACUCCGUCAUCGAUGCACUCAUGCGCACCUGUUUGCUUAACGAAUGACGAGCUGAAGAGACCUCAGAGCUACUUUUGAUAUAGAUACUAACAUAAUUUUGAUUAUACAAAUCCAUACUUGUUGUAAAGAAAUUAUAUUUGUAUUUUUGAAA
Messenger RNA from Amyelois transitella, 1435 nucleotides. RefSeq names its product glutamine synthetase 2 cytoplasmic. Gene Ontology annotation, molecular function: glutamine synthetase activity. The record is from RefSeq and is a predicted model, not a curated record. The transcript has 8 exons. NCBI's taxonomy places the organism in Eukaryota, Metazoa, Arthropoda, Insecta, Lepidoptera, Pyralidae. Bases 180 to 1331 code for a protein of 383 amino acids. Gene Ontology annotation, cellular component: cytoplasm.